AUGAACGCCGCCUCGGAAAAAGAGCCCGCAUAUCCGGCGCUAAUGGAGGACGAACGCCACAACAAAACCCUCGUCGAGGGUUUUGUAAACAUGUCCACUGUGGAGAUCGGGGGUAACGCGAACAAUGACGACUUCUCCCCUGAGCAGGGCACGCAGAAGGUGCAGGAAUAUGUGGAAAUGGAUGAAGAUGAUGUUCCUAGUGGCAGCCUCGCCGCCGGCGAGCUGAAGGAGAACACAAACAUCUACAAGUCUGCCUUCCAUAUCUUCAAGGCAAACGUCGGCACCGGUGUGUUCCUCCUGCCUACCUUCUACCCCGAUGCAGGCUACGUUGUCUCUGUCAUUCUCGCCAUCUUCAUCAGCGCUGCCGUCCUCGACUGUACGCUGCUGCUGCUGAAUGUGAAGGUGACGAUCAACCGGGGCGAUGUGACCACCUACUCGCAGGUGUGCCGCUACGUGUGCGGCGUCGGCUUGGGCUGGUUCUUGUUUGUUGCCAUGUGUCUUGCGCAGUUCGGCUUCUGCCUCAUGUACUCCCAGCUGUUUGGUGAGACCAUGAAUGAACUCACCACGUUCAGUGGCUCCAAGUACGUGUGGGUGUCGCUGAUGCUCAUCAUCAACUUCCCCAUGACGUGCUUUUCGGACAACCUCUCGCUCCUCGCUAUCGCCUCCAUCAUCGCGACCGUCAGCGUCUUCUACUCGCUCAUCUGCUGCUUUGUGUCAUCGAUUAUUCAGCUCAGCCAGGCUGGUGUGCACCCGGGCUGCAACGUCGCCGGCGACCGCAUCCCUGUGGGCUGGUUCAACAACCUCGCCAACAACAUGAUGGUGCUGGAGGGCAUCGCCAUUGUCCUGCCGGUGCACGCCGCCUGCACGAAGAAGCGACUGGUGCCCAUGAUGGUGACCAUUGUUCUCAUCGGUGUGGUCACCUGGUAUGUGUUGUUUGGUCUGACGGGCUACCUCGCCUACGGUGACUCCAUGACUACCUCACUGGUGGCCAAGAUGGAGCCCUCACCGUGGGGUACGAGCGUGCGCGUGUUCUUCGCGCUCAACCUCGUCUUUACAUACCCGGUGCAGUUCAUGUCAGCAAUGCAGCUGAUUGACCAGACGGUGAAGUGCAGGCCGCGUAGUUGGCUCGGACUUGCCCUUCGCCUCCUCGUCAACCUUAUUAUUUGGGCCCUGGCCAUGGCGAUGCCGACCUCGGCUGUGAACACCGUCGUCGCGUUCGUCGGUGCACUGCCGUCGGUGUGCAUGGUGAUGAUCAUACCGUCCAUCCUCGCUAUGCAGGUGGAUUACGCCGUGGACCACCCCGAUGAGAACCGGAACAAACUGCAGUACUGGAAGAAGAUCUUCGUAACGACGCCGUGCUUCACCUUCAAGCGCCUCCGCUGCUACGUCUACCUGGUCUCGGCGCUGCUCAUCAUGGUCAUCGGCACCUACAGUAUCGCCGAGAAGCUAUAA
Leishmania braziliensis MHOM/BR/75/M2904 is the source of this 1452-nucleotide messenger RNA. RefSeq names its product putative amino acid transporter (gene AAT20). The record is from RefSeq and is a predicted model, not a curated record. Gene Ontology annotation, cellular component: vacuolar membrane. The transcript has a single exon. Lineage: Eukaryota; Euglenozoa; Kinetoplastea; Trypanosomatida; Trypanosomatidae. Gene Ontology annotation, biological process: amino acid transmembrane transport. The coding region runs from base 1 to 1452 and encodes 483 amino acids. Gene Ontology annotation, molecular function: amino acid transmembrane transporter activity.